Naegleria lovaniensis is the source of this 1725-nucleotide messenger RNA. RefSeq lists its product as uncharacterized. Gene Ontology annotation, molecular function: oxidoreductase activity. The transcript has 2 exons. Lineage: Eukaryota; Heterolobosea; Eutetramitea; Acrasida; Naegleriidae. Bases 1 to 1725 code for a protein of 574 amino acids. The record is from RefSeq and is a predicted model, not a curated record.
AUGCUGACAACCAUACUCGUGUUAGGCGUUUUGGCUGUGAUUUUCGCUCCGCUUGGCAUCAUUGGUAAAUGGUUUUUGAAUUUAUUUGUCAUUGGAAGAUAUCCCGAAAUUGUCAUCAUUGGCAGUGGUAUUUCGGGUUUGGCUUGUGGAGCCAUUUUGUCAAAAGCUGGAAAGAAGGUGAUUGUUUUGGAACAAAAUAAGACAGCAGGAGGAUGUUUGCAUACGUUUAAAAGAGGAGGAUUUCCGUUCGAAGCCGGAAUUCAUUAUAUCGGUAAUUUUGAAGAAGGUGGAGGCUUAAAGGUGCUUCUAGAUUCAUUGUGUGACAAGAAAAUAGAAAUGGAUGAAUUAUGUAGCGAGUACGACGAUGUUGUAAUCUAUGAUACAUUAUCAGAUCAAUUAUUGAAAAGAAUUGCCAUUCCAAAAGGAAAACAAAAUUAUGUGAAUUGUCUCCAUAACGCCUUUCCAGACGAGAGACAAGCCAUUGACAAGUACAUGCAACAAUACGAAGAGACUUUGAAAACUUUGAAUGAUUAUCGAGUGCCAUACCUAUUUCUCAAACUACUACCUGUUUGGAUUGCCAAACUGGCUGCACCAAUUCUUUGUGCACCCUAUUUCAAGCUGGUCUCUACAAGUGUGAAAAGCAUUCUCGAUUCAUGCACCAAGAACAAGACCCUCCAAAAUUGUUUGGCUUAUUUCUAUGGAGACUAUGGUAUGCAACCAAAGGAAUGUCCAAUCAAUGUACACUAUAAUGUGCAAGCUCACUACAUGGAUGGAGCGUAUUUCCCAAAGAAGGGAGCAGUGGAAAUUGUAGAAAGUUUAAUUAAGGUCAUUCGUAAGAGUGGUGGUGACGUGUUUACCAAAGCCAAGGUUGCCUCAAUUAUGAUUAAGAACGGAAAGGCCACUGGUGUGCAAAUGAGCAAUGGCGUGGUCAUACGAGCCAAUGCAGUGGUUUCAAGCGCAGGCGUUUACAAUACUUUUCAGAAUUUGAUUUCAGCAACAGAUGUUGCCAAGUACAAUUUAAAGAAUCAAAUCAGCAAUUACCAUCCAAGUCAACAAACGAAUUGCAUCUUUAUCGGAUACAACAAAACAGCGGAGGAACUUGGCUUAAAGUAUCAAAAUUGUUGGUUCUCAACAAGCAAUGAUCUGGAUGGACAACGUGAACGAUACAUUCAAACUGAAGAUGGCUCCAUUGAUCCCAAGCAAGGAAUUGACAUUCCAGGUUUACUCUUCUCUAUUAAGCCUCAAAAGAACGGUACUUAUAUUACAUGCUGUUUUGAGACCAAGUAUGAAUGGUUUAAAGAAUGGGAACACCAACGAUGCAAGAAACGAGGAGCUGGUUAUCUCGAAAUCAAGCAACGUUUGACAGAAAGAGCAUUAGAAUUAUUGUACUUGGCUUACCCUCAAUUGAAAAAUUUCACACCUGAUGCUUUGGACUCAUCGACGCCACUCACUUGUCAACAUUAUCUAGGCUGUGCCUUUGGUGAAAGUUAUGGAAGAAAGAUGGAUGCAGACUUUUUCACUAAUUUGGAAGUUGGAAGACCAGAAACACCUAUCAAAGGUCUCUACCUCACUGGUCAAGAUACCUUCUCGUUGGGAGUGGCAGGAGCUCUUGUUUCUUCCAUACUAACAACCACUACAUUACUUCACAGAAACAUGUUUGGAGAUUGGUUUGCAGCAGUCUCUAAAGAACGACGUCGAAUCAAACAAGAUAAGAAGUUACAGUAG